AUCAACACGGCUUGCAUGUUGAAUUUGUAUCUUAACGUUUAGAAUAGAUUGAUCCUAAGUAAAACAUAUGCAGUUUAUGUACAGCCUACCGCUCUCCGGGACAUACAGAAAGACUUCGAUUAGCGAGAGAGUUUAUUGAGACAACCAGGACCUUUCGACCGUGAACGCUCCUCCCGAGACACCGCUGUGUGUGUACAGGCAGAUAUGGCGCUGCCUUUCAGUGGGGCUGUUACAAGUUCACCUAUAAAGAGAAAGAGAGAAAAAACAUUGGCUAACGAGUCAUGUCAAAGCCUGGGCCUAUCCCUCCUGUCAUCUCCAGAUUCAUCAUAUGAGUGUUACUCCGUGAACCCCGUGACGGGCUCCCCCAGCUCCUGCCGCCGGAGCCCCCGCCUCCUCAACAACGGCUACUACGUUCUGACUGAGGACAGCUACACCUGGGAUGACGAAGGCAAUGUCUCUCUCACCCCCUCCAAAAUCAAACUGUCCUACAAAGAGAAUCUAGUCAGAAUCUUCAGACGCAGGCGGAAGGCCCGCCGGUCUCUAGCUAGUCUGUUUAGUGACAUGACUGAGACGUGUCAGUCAUGGCUGGAUGAGAAAGUGUUUGGAGGGGUGCGUCACCCACCACUUGCAGAGUCCUCCUGGAUGGAGCAUAGCACCACCGAUUUGGACACCAGCUGCAGCUUCACUUAUGAUGACAGUGAGAUGAUUUCCAUGCCCACGAAGUUGGCUCACGAGCCAAUGCUACAGGAGGAGAUCGUCACGGAGACCUGUGUCCACCAGGAGCAUUUCGGCCAACCCCUGGGUGGCCUUCUGGAUGUCCCGCCCCCCUCAGCCUUCCUCUCCAAUAGCUGCUGUCCCCCUAAACCCCAGCCAGCAGAUUUUCCCAUGGUGAAAGCGCUCUUCAUCAUUCUCAUGGUCUUUAUCUUCUCUGCCGUAUUUUCAAGGUGUCUGUUGUGGGGACUGACAAUGGCAUUCACCACAUUUAUAUUGAUAAUGAUACAUCUAUUCGUCUCACAGUCUGGGUCCAUGGGCAAGUGGAGAAAAGCGAAGACCGAGGAUAUUACAUCAAAAAAUGAGUAGAUGGAAGCUGUGCGUGCACACACACACACACACACACACACACACUAUCUGUUUACUCAUGAACUGAAUCUAUGAUAAUGAAAAGGGUGGAUGUGGACCACGAGAAAGAGUAAUGUAGAUUCUUACAUUUCAUUAGAUAAAUGCGUGUAGAUUGCACUUGCACAUAAUGUAACAUGAGUUCCAUUAAUCUGGUCUUAAAAACAGGUUAUUGGGCUCAGUUGAGCAGGUAUAGGGUGACACUGGUCAUGCAAAAAUGAGCACAGAUCAGUGGAAUAAAUACAAUAAAACGCAUAAUCAAAAGCAAUUUAAUUUGAAACUCCAAAGAUGUGCGUUAGGAGAAGAUCAUUUAACUGUAUUUUUGUAAACUACGAUGCACGUGAUGAUGCAUUGCGUAUUUGGAACUUGUAUUGGAUAAUAUGCCUGCCGGACUAUUUGAAAUGCUAGUUAUUUUGCUCACUGAUCACUGCCAUUUGCUUGUCUAAGAUGUUUCCCAUAAUCCUGAAUUAUAAAAAAUUAGCCAGUAAUAUUCAUAUCAUAUAUUAUGCACACACGUUUUUAAUAUAUUCUUCAGAUACCUGAAUUGAUAUUGUUGAUAGUUGAUCUUGUUUUUUUUUAAGGCUGUCCAAUGUUACUUAUUUUCUAGCUUCCAGUAUUUUGAAUACAAAAUGCAAGGCCAUUAAAGUAGCAGUGGCUUGCAGUCUGAGACCUGUUUUAUCCUCACAAAAAUGACAGCUGCAACUUUGAAUCUGAAUAGAAGCAAAUGGAAAUACAACAUGCUAAGUGCCUUCUUUAGCUCAGCUUAGCUAAUAGCAUGCUGUGCCUGCUGAACAAAACAGGGCUACAUAUCAGUAGGCAGUAGACUGCGGAAUCCUUAAGCGCAAUCAGAUAUAGUUAAAAUACAGGGAAGUGGCAGAAAAUGCUGCUGGAAAAUAAGUCAGCACUGUGUGAGGAUGCCUGCUGAAAUGUGUAUAUAAAAUGUUUGUAUUCAAGGAAUAUGGGGAGGAGGUGGUCAUUUUCAUAAUACUCAUACUAUUAGUUGCCUCUUGUGGUUAACCACAACCACUUAUCGGUGGAUCAAAAUAAUGGAAUGUGAAUGUUGAGCAUAAUGACAGCGGCAAAGAAUAAAACAAUCACCCCCUCCCUUUAUUUGACUCAUUAAAUGGUACAAUGUUGAGUAUGUAAUGGCAUUGAAGGUUGAGUAAUUAUGGUUGUUUAUCAACCCAGAAGGAAAGUAUGUUUUCUGUCAGGAAAAGGAACAGGGCACAGCAAGUAGCUGAAUAUUGUAUAGCUUUAUACAGUUGACAUAUGAGUCAUGUUUGGACCUCAAACUACAGCAGGAUUUUUUCAGAAUCUAAAGAAAAUAGGUGAUUUGUACUUUAAUAAUUAGUUAAUUUUGUACUGUACAUCUCAACUCGCCAUUCUUUGUAUACAUUGGAUGUUGUUGGUCCUUCAGAAAAGCUGCAUUUGAUUGUCUCCAUAUAUGUACUGUUUGUCCAGACAAAAGUGACUUGAAGUAUUGCUGUAUUUAUUCACUCCAAGUGCCAAAUCUGAAUGAUUACUCCAAAUGAGACAAUUCUCUGACCAGAAAGUGUUAAAUCACCAAUACUUCAUCAAUAAGCCAAAAUUAAUAUAUAUAAAAAAAGGUUUUGCCAGUAGACACCAUUUUAUUGCUAGUUUAUUGUAAACAAAAGCUAAUGUACAUACUACAGUAUAUGUAGACAACAUGGCUGUUAUUUCUUUGUAAUAUUCAUGAUUUAUUGGCAUAUACUGAAUGUACUUUACAAGACCUUGAGAUUUAAGUAAUUUCCUAUUGUGUACAUAAAACAUGUUUGGUCACUUACAGUAUCUUUACAUAAACCAGUUUGAAAUGUAACUUUUUUUACAAUCAUAAUUUGUAUUGCUUUGAUACUCAACUAGUUUCCACAUUUGCAAAAGGUGUGGUCCUUGUAUGCAUGUUUGUCUUUUGCACACUGAAUGCAUUCUAACAAAUGGAUGUAUCUGAAAAUGUAAUCGAUUUCUGUUGUACUCUUUUUAUAUUCUUUAAUAGUUAAUGAGCUAUAUUGCACUGAAAUGUUAAUCUUCUCUAACAGGUUUGUAAAAUAGCUCAACUCAAUUGGCUUAUACAACUUUAUUAAAUGUAAUUUUGUAUCGUUGUCCAAGUAUGUGACCUUAUUUUUAAGAUUCAAUAUUUUCAGGAUCGAUGGAAAUAUCCUGUUUCUAAUGUGAGUCUAUAACGUGACCGUGAAAUGUAUCAUGAAUGACUCGUCAGUGUUCAAACCACUGAACCCUUUCUGCACCAGCUGAGGAGUAGAGACUUAGAUUGAUAGGGCAGUAAAUCUUUCAUUGACUGUAAGAGGCCUUCAUGUAGCAGUGAGCCUGUGCAACAUCCAUCCAUUCAAUUUGACUGGCUCUUUUAGGAACCCUAUUAAAUCAUGACUACACCAUGCUCGUAUUAUUGUAAAAAAUAAAUAAAAACUGUCUGGUUAAUACACUAUUACAAAAUUUGCACCAUGAAAGUUAUUUGUUUGACAAUACCACUUACACGUCUACAAACUAUCACUAUU
Molecule: messenger RNA, 3644 nt
Organism: Salvelinus namaycush (lake trout)
Lineage: Eukaryota; Metazoa; Chordata; Actinopteri; Salmoniformes; Salmonidae
Gene: tmem71
Product: transmembrane protein 71
Exons: 10
Coding region: 205-1080 (291 amino acids)
Source: RefSeq, a predicted model, not a curated record